Caretta caretta (loggerhead turtle) is the source of this 10473-nucleotide messenger RNA. RefSeq names its product thyrotropin releasing hormone receptor (gene TRHR). Gene Ontology annotation, biological process: phospholipase C-activating G protein-coupled receptor signaling pathway. Gene Ontology annotation, molecular function: thyrotropin-releasing hormone receptor activity. The record is from RefSeq and is a predicted model, not a curated record. Gene Ontology annotation, cellular component: membrane. Lineage: Eukaryota; Metazoa; Chordata; Testudines; Cheloniidae.
UCUGCUCUGCUCUGCAGAGAGAGAAAGCUCUGAUCUCUAGUUGCAUUCAUUCUCAUGAGUGUCUCAGACGGACUACAAAGAACGAGCUUUUUAUCCUGUACUAAUGAAACAGAAUCCGAGAGGGAUCUACCUGUCUGGUAAUUGAACUUGUGAAGAAAAAAGCCCAGGAGUCUUGAAGUGAAGGUGGCUUGUUUGGGGACUGUAACCUUAUGGAGACUGUGCGAUAGGGCUCUUCAUCAUCCACUCUCUACUGUGCUUAACAUUUUUACAGGGGGAAAAAGAGGAAAUGUGCUGACAGCAAUUGCCCAGCAGAAGCAGCUUCAAACUGGUGAAGAUGGAGAACAGCACAGGGGAUGAACAGAACCAAACAGGGCUGCUACCAAGCCAAGAGGUGAUCAGUAUUGACUACCAAGUAGUUACCAUUCUCUUGGUUCUCCUCAUCUGUGGACUGGGCAUAGUGGGCAAUAUCAUGGUGGUGCUGGUGGUCCUCAGGACCAAACACAUGAGGACGCCCACUAACUGCUACCUGGUGAGUCUGGCUGUGGCUGAUCUCACGGUGCUGGUGGCUGCAGGACUUCCCAACAUCACCGAGAGCCUGUAUGGAUCCUGGGUCUAUGGCUACGUGGGAUGUCUCUGCAUUACGUAUCUCCAAUACCUAGGCAUCAAUGCUUCUUCUUGUUCCAUCACCGCCUUCACUGUUGAGAGAUAUAUUGCCAUCUGCCACCCAAUCAAAGCCCAAUUCCUAUGUACUUUCUCAAGAGCCAAAAAGAUCAUUAUUUUUGUCUGGGCUUUCACCUCCAUAUAUUGUACCCUCUGGUUUUUCCUGCUAGAUCUCAACACAGUAGUCUACAAAGAUACCAUCAUUGUUUCUUGCGGCUACAAGGUGUCCAGGAGCUACUACUCCCCUAUAUAUAUGAUGGACUUUGGUAUAUUUUAUGUUGUGCCAAUGAUAUUGGCCACUGUCCUCUAUGGACUGAUUGCCAGAAUAUUGUUCCUGAAUCCCAUCCUUUCAGAUCCAAAAGAAAACCCUAAGACACAGAGAAACAACUCAACUCACCAAAACAAGACUAUGAAUUCCAAGAUGACUAACAGGGGUUUCAAUAGCACUAUUGCUUCUAGAAGGCAGGUUACCAAGAUGCUGGCUGUGGUUGUGAUCCUGUUUGCAUUUUUAUGGAUGCCCUAUAGGACACUGGUUGUUGUAAACUCCUUUCUCUCCAACCCUUUCCAAGAAAAUUGGUUCCUAUUAUUUUGUAGAAUCUGCAUUUAUCUAAACAGUGCCAUCAACCCCGUGAUUUACAAUCUCAUGUCCCAGAAAUUCAGAGCGUCCUUCAAGAAACUCUGCAAUUGCCAGCAGAAGCAGUCAGAGAAACCUGCCAGUUACAGUGUGGCCCUAAACUACAGUGCCAUCAAGGAGUCUGAUCACUUCAGCACUGAACUAGAAGACAUUACUGUCACCAACACCUAUCUGUCCCCAACAAAAGUGUCCUUUGAUGAUACGUGUUUAUCCUCUGAGGUGAUGUGAGAAUGAAGAAAGAUGUUUCUCUUUCCAUACCGCUUCUUCUCUUAAUUUCAGGCCUAAGGAUUUUGCCAUUCUGGAUCACUCUGGUCUUCAUUAAUAUUUUGAUGCAAUAUUUACGACAGCCUGUGUUAAACCGAGAGUUGUUUCUGCUUACAGAACCCAGGAGCUGCUGUACAUCUCUACACACCAGUUUUCUUGCUUUAAGCAAAAGCAGGCUCAUGGGGCCGGAGAAAACAUGCUAUGGGCAUGAUUCAUCCAAUUACCUUAGUGUGUGUAUAAGUUUAGCAUGAGAGUUGACUUCAGUGGGAUGACAGAUUUGCUUAGUGUUACAUGUAUGCUGAAUUGUGGCCUAAGUUCUCAUGCUCUCUUUUAAAAGGUCAGGCACACUUUAGCACUGAUUUUGAAGUCUUUACUCAGGCAAAAUUCCCAUUUGACAUCGUGAAUCAUCAAUUCAGAGUUCAAUGGACGUUUUUGCCUAAGCAGAGACUUCAGGAUCAGGCUCUGUUUAUGCUGAUCUAUCAAAUAUAGCAAGAAGUUUGCAAAUGUAUUUUCUCUGCCAGUGAAAUCAAACUAAACCUGAUGUCCAUCUGACAAAAGUAGGCUGAUCUGACUGACAUUUCUAAAAGUGCAAUGUUUCCAUGCUCAAAACUGCAAGGCAAUGAAUGCCUCCUGAAAGGUGCUGAAUUGAGAGCACUCAUCACUUUUCCUAGAGCGCUCAGUCAGAAUCUCACAGGCUAUUUGACUCACUAUUUUUUUAAAGAAACAAUCUUGGGUCAAAGGUUAGAGAACAGUCAGAGCCAUUGCUGGUUACAGUUAUUGUCUGGCAUGGACUCCCUAAUUUCAGAUUAGAGUGAAUCUAAUUGUAAGAUCAUGACACACUUUAAUGAAUAGAUUUCUGAUGGUAAAGAGCAUGAAAUCCAUUUUCUUACUUUUCAUAGCAUGAAAUAGGAAAAACAUUCAAUAAAUUCACAGCUGGGAAUAAACAAGAAAACAAAAUCUGUAUAAAGCUUUUCAAAGUCUUAUAUUUUAAUCAGCUGGUAUACAGACACACUACUUGCCAUACAAGUGUCUACUCAUACUCAAUCCUAUGGAUACCUGCUCUGUACUCAAAAGUACUGGAGCAGACUUACAUGUUCUGCUAGUUAAUUUUAACUUGGCUCAACAGCAAGUCUCUCUCAGAUCGCUACAAGUGGAUUGAAGCUUCCAUAUUGAUAAUGCCUAGCACUGGCUGAGAAAAAGGAGAAAAAAUGAUAAAAAAAGUUCAAACUUUGUCCUAUUUUCUCUCAACAUUUAAAGUUUGAAAUUUCAAAAUAUUUCAAGAUUUUCCCAAAAAUUUAAUUUAAAAAAAUCUUCAAUAUUGUAGGUUCUUCUUAAAACUCUUCCUUAAGUGCAGUCAUUUUUUUUUAAAUGGAGAAUGAUGAGUCUUUUCAGUCUGACUUACCUUAUUAGUGGGCUUGGAAGAAUUAGAUUUUUUAAUCGGUAAAUGUUGGUGUCACAGGGUCACUCACCACACUGGCACCUCCUGCUGGGCAUUUUGGGAAUUAGCUCAGUCCCAGCAGGUGUGGCCUUAGUUGGUGGUGGCUCUCUCAUCCUCACCUCUGCCUGCAGAGCCAUUACGGCUCCUUCCUCUCGGCAUCUGCUUUGUGGCACAGCCCUCCAGCCGUGUCACCAUCCCAUUUCUCCCCCUUCCGGGGGACUCCUUGAACAAGAGUCUUGCCACUCCUUGCAGCAGCUUGGCAGUCCAAGGCCUUGCUGCUCCUUCAGCAGCUAGUGGGGGGUGGGCCCAGCCCCACCUACUACUCUGGGCCCCAUCCCAGGGACCCUGCAAAACAGCAGCUUCCUGCUGCCUCUUCCUUCCAGCUCACUGUCUCUAUUUCCUGGGUCACUUCCCACAGCCUCAGUUCCUUCUGCUCUGGCUCCAGUUCCUUUGCCCUCUUCCCAGGGCCUUGAGCCUGUAAGUCCUGGCAGCCUGCCAGGAGCCCUCUAGGAAGCCAGUCUUCUCCCUAGGGCUCCCUGCAGCAGACUCCCUCAAUCUGUUCUGCAGCUUCCUUUUAUAUAUGGGCCAACCAGGCCCUGAUUGGCUGGUCCAGCCGCUGCCCUACUUGUCUGCAGCUGCCACCCUAAUUUGGCUGUUUCCCCUGCAGCCCCUCCUUUCACUGCCUGCCGCUCAGCCUCCCUAGGCUGGUUUUAACCCUCUCAUGGCCAGUGCAGGGCAGGUGCCCUGUCACAGUAGGUAAACAUCGAUUUCACCACACACAUACAAACCAAUGGAAAAAUAUUUCCAUCACUAAUCAUCAAAAUUUACAGAUAGGCAAAAGCAGAAAAAUUCUGCUUGAGAACUUAGAGUUUGAUUUCAGGAUAUUUACUUUGUAAAUUAUGAUGUGUGAUAUUGACAAUUUGUGUUUUAACCAUUAUAAAGCUUUACGUUUUUAAAUCCCAGCAUCUACAGCCAUUAAAUAAAUUAUUGGCUGACCCCGCCAUUGUGUGACACACACUCCAAUUUGCCACAAGUGUGAAAAUUUCAAUGGAUAAAAACAGGAAAAAAUGCACAAACCCCAUAAUUUUGUACAACUGUGAAAAUUUAAAUUGAUAAAAAAUAAAAAAAAUCCUUUAAAAUGAACAUUUAUAUUGUCCAUCAAAACUGUACAAAAAUAAAAAUUGAAUUCUGCCCAUCUCACUAAUCAACACAGGCCACCCUGCAUAUUUAACAUUCUCUCUAUUGAAAUGCCCCCAUCACUUUGGUAUCUCAGCACAUAGGGAAUCAAGUGAAAGGGAGUGUUCAGCAUCAUUAGGGUACUUUGGAAAUAACAUGGAAAAAAAUUCAAAAUAGGCCACACAAAAAUCAAACAAGAAAGCUCAGCAGAAGCUCAAUGGUCAGAACAGGAGAAAACAAGUUUUCCUCUGUAGAGUACUAGGUGAUUAUAUCUCAUGACAAAAACCUUUUUAAGAUUUAAUACUGUAUAGUGAAGAUGUUCAAUAUGAACAAUUUUUUCCCUCCAGGUUUGAAAAUACAAUUUCAGCUCUCUACUAUUUCAUUUUUCAACAUAAGUGAUGGCCUUAAACUAUGGGUAUCUGACUACAAGAGAAAUUAAAAGGAAUAGCCACCUGAGUAAGUUUCACAAAUGACAUAAUAAAAUAAGAUUUUCUGGGCAAUCUUACAUAGGCAUUUAUGUUUAUUCAGCAGAGAUGAAAAAUAUAAAUGCAAUUUUAUAGUGCUAUGCCAUCAAAAAAAUUCCAACUAGGCAAAACCAAGUGUAUGGUAAAAUCAAAACUGCAGAACUGGAUUCAUAGGUUAUUCCUGAACCAUAAUAAUAAUAGUAUGUGUUGGAGGUAUGAUGGAUAGGAAAAGAUAAAGUAGUGGAUAACAUCCUUUUGUUAUAUGUAAUGUCAGGCUCUUUUUCACACAUCCCUCUAUACAGGUCCAAUAAAUAAAAUAAAAGAGAAAUUGAGUGGACAUGAUAGGACCGGUGAAUCUGCUGAAACAGAAACUAGUCUGCUUAACUGUCAAGAUUAUUAUUACUAUAUUAGACUGAAAGCCCAUUGUGCUAAGCACUGUACAAAUGCACAGGAAGAUCAUAACAUUUGAAACAAAGUGAGUGUGAUAAUCAGUAGGACAGAAGAUUGGAGGGAGGAGGAACAUAAUAACAAUAAUAAGUUCAUCAUUAGCUAUUCUCACAAGUUGUCAUCUGAAAGUUUUUUGAAAACAAAAUCAGCUAUCCCCAAGUGCCCCACAACCUAGCUACCAUCAGCUAACAAAUAACAACUGAAGGCCCUUAAUCUGCAAAAUAAUUAUGCAGAUGCUUAGUCCAAUGCACUGUGACCUAUUGAGUUUAAGUGCAUCAGGUUAAGCAUGUACAGGUUUGUGCAACUGUAGCCUAAAUAUUUUUCCAGAUUCCUGAGAAUAUGCUGAACUACCUUUGUGUUAUUUCUAUGAAGCCAAUCCUGUGUGUAUGUAACACAUAACCCUUAUCACAUGGCUUCAAGUGUGAAAAUAAGAACAUAAGAAUGCCCAUACUCGUUCAGACCAAUGGUCCAUCUAGGCCAGUAUCUCGUCUUCCAAGUGCUAGCCUCUCUUUCUAAAAGUACAGUUUUAGAUUGCUUGUGGUAAUUAUAAAUAUUUAAGGGCAGAUCUCUCCCCCUCAUCUCCCAAUCCCUGAAGUCAAUAAGAAUGCUCACAAUAGUAGCCUCUCCACAUAAUAGAAAAUAUGUGCAGGAUCAGCCCUAAAUGCUUGCUGUCCUUGCUAGAAACAUGUAUUAGUAUACUGAACUAUUUUAAAAAAUUAAAUUAAUAUGAUUUUUAAUUUAAUAAUAAACAUGAAGUCCCUCUAGUGGACAUUUAAGUGGUUAUAUAAAGCUCCAACAAUUCAUGUUGACUUCAAGCCUUAUUAGUCUUAUUGUACUUCUAACAAAAUCUUAAAUAGACUUUUUUAUACAAUGCUAUCUCUAUUAGAUGGGAAAUGAUAUUACAGUGCAUAGUGAAACAAGCAUUAACAGUAUAGAUCAGUGGAAUUAUAGACUAGUCUGCCUAACUUCGAUAUCUGGAAAGACACUGAAACAAAUUACUAAACAAUCAAUUUGUAAGCACCAUAGGAUAAUAGGGUUAUAAGGAAUAGCCAGCAUGGAUUUGUCAAGCGCAAAUCAUGCCAAACCAACCUAAUUUCCUUCUUUGACUAUAUAUCUUCAUUUUAGUAAGGCUUUUGACAAAGUCCCACAUGACAUUGUCAUAAGCAAAUGUGGUCUAGCUGGAAUUAUUAUAAGGUAGAUGUACAACUGGUUGAAAGACCAUACUCAAAGAGAAGUUAUCGAUAGUUCGCUGUCAAACUGAGAAGGCAUUUCUAGUGGAAUCCUGCAGGGGCCAAUCCUGGGUCUGGUACCAUUCAAUAUUUUAAUUUGUGACCUGGAUAAUGGAGUGGAGAGGAAGCUUAUCAAUUUUGUGGAUGACUCAAGCUAAGAGGGGUUGCAAGCACUUUAGAGGGCAGGAUUAAAAUUCAAAAUGACUUUGACAUAUUAAAGAACUGGACUGAAAUCAACAAGAAUUAGGAAGUUAAAUCAAAGGCACAACUGAAAAAUACAUAUAACCCCCAAAUCCUUUUCAGCAGUACUAUCACCUAACUGCUUAGGAUCUGAGGGUUAUAGUGGAUCACAAAUUGAAUAUGAGCCAACAAUGUGAUGCAGCUGCUAAAAAGGCUAAUAUUAUUCUGGGGUGCAUUAACAGGACUGUCAUAUGCAACACUUGGGUGGUAAUUAUCCUACUCCACUCGGCAGUAGUGAGGCCUCAGCGGGGGGGAGGGAUAGCUCAGUGGUUUGAGCAUUGGCCUGCUAAACCCAGGAUUGUGAGUUCAAUCCUUGAGGGGGCCAUUUAGGGAUCUGGGGCAAAAAUUGGGGAUUGGCUCUGCUUUGAGCAGGGGGUUGGACUAGAUGAUCUCCUGAGGUCCCUUCCAACCCUGAUAUUCUAUUCUAUAUUGUGUCCAAUUCUGGGCACUACUCUUUAGGAAAGAUCUGGAUAAAUUGGAAAGAGUCCAGAUGACAGCAUCAAAAAUGAUAAACGUUUAGAAAACCUGACCUAUGAGGAAAGGUUAAAAAAAGAACUAGGCAUGUUUAGAAUUGGGAAAAGAAGAUUGAGUAGGGACCUGCUAACUGUCUUCAGAUAUGUUAAGGGCUGUUAUAAUUGUUGUACAUGUCCACUAAAGGUCGGACAAGAAGUAAAGGGCUUAAUCUGCAGCAAUGGAGAUUUAGGUUAGAUAUUAGGAAAAGCUUUCUAAUUAUAAGGAUAGUUAAGCUCUCGAACAGGCUUCCAAGGGAGAUUGUGGAAUCCCCCCCUCAUGGGAGGUUUUUAAGAACAAAUUAGACAAACACCCAUCGGGGAUGAGCUCCUUCCAAGCAGGAGGCUGAACUUGAAGCUCUCUCAAGAGCCUUCCAGCUCUAUAUUUCUAUGGAUCUAUGAUUAUGCUGAAAAAUGAUGGUGCAGGAGUCACAGGGACAGAGAAAUUGAGUGACUGGAUAAGUCAAAUAAGGAACAGAGAGGAAGAUGUGUAUUUUAUUAGCAUGGUUAAUCUAUCCCUGGUAUAACACCAGUGAAACCGAUGUUACACCCAGGAUGAAUUUGACUGGUAGUAUUUGCCAUACUAUAUCAGGCAAUUUGUGCAUCAACUUCAAUAUCCCGCCACUAGCCUUGACUUUACUUUAGAGGAGGCUGGGGGUGGGAAACCCCACAGUACAGCUAGAUACUUGUGCAGUGCUUUCUGCUGGGAGAAAUCUUCCUUUGUGACUCAUGCAAUGACAAGCUUAUGUUCUCCUGAAGAAGAAUAUUUUAUUUCUCUGUAUUGCAAUAUGAAUACUUGAAAAUAUUGUUGUUGGUCUGAAAUAUAUCCCAUUCCUUUAGUUCUUGCCAGAGGUUGCAAUGAGAGCUAGAAGUGGGUUUUAAAAUCUGUUAUAAAAGUCAACAAACCGAAGAAAAACAAACCACAUACAACUACAUUAAAGUUAUGUUAUUGUAUGAGAAGUGAGCAUAUUGAGAGCGGAGCUAAACAUUCUUGAGUCACUCUGAGCCAAAUUGUGCUUUUAUUUUUUGCUGCUUUCAGGGCCUUGAUUUCACUGGAAUAACUCUGGAUUUACACCAGAGCACAAAUUUGGCCCUUAAUUUACACUUUUGCGAAAAACUGAAUAUCAUUGUUUUUUGCCCAUAUUUCCAUGUUCUGUGGGUUCAAAUUAGGCCCACAUCUUAAUGGUGUAUCAAAAAAGCCUCUAAAUUUGCACCCACAAUUUUGCAUGCAAAAUCAUUUGGGCCUGCAAUAAACAAAAACAACAAAUCAUUUGCAUGCCUAAAAUCUCUUUUGCAGACAGAAAUGAUUACACAUGUAAAACUGUGGGCACAAGUGAUUUUACACACAUUAUGUGUGCACUUCAGAUACCGUUUUAGAAAAUAUGGCCCUUUGUUUUAGAUUCAUUUGUUGUGAUUAAAUAUAGAUAUGUACGCAUUAUUCAUUAACUGUAUUUUAAUGUUAUAUGCAUUACAAUUAACCAUUUAGAAAUUGUGCCCCAUCUCAUUCUAACUAUUGUAACUUAUCAAUUUAUUUCUUUGCAAUUUUGUUUAUAACACUGAUCUGCUUUUUUCAUCCUUGUACUGAUUACAAGGAUAGAGAUACAUGACACAUGGAGAGGCUGAGGGAACUGGGAUUGUUUAGUCUGCAGAAGAGAAGAAUGAGGGGGGAUUUGAUAGCUGCUUUCAACUACCUGAAAGAGGGUUCCAAAGAGGAUGGAGCUAGACUGUUCUCAGUGGUAGCUGAUGACAGAACAAGGAGUAAUGGUCUCAAGUUGCAGUGGGGGAGGUUUAGGUUGGAUAUUAGGAAAAACUUUUUCCCUAGGAGGGUGAUGAAACACUGGAAUGCGUUACCUAGGGAGGUGGUGGAAUCUCCUUCCUUAGAUAUUUUUAAGGUCAGGCUUGACAAAACCCUGGCUGGAAUGAUUUAGUUGGGGAUUGAUCCUGCUUUGACCAGGGAGUUGAACUAGAUGACCUCCUGAGGUCCCUUCCAACCCUGAUAUUCUAUGAUUCUAUACUGUCUGUUUCAUUUAUACAGUUGUUUGAGUAUAAUCUCAAUAAUAGUACUACAGCAAAACUUGUCUGCUUGAACUGGAAGAGACUAGAUGUCAUUACCAAAUGGAGUAGUGAACUAUUUAUUUUCAAAUAUUAUUGCUUAGCAAGUUACUUAGCUUAUGUUUACAACAUUCAGUUUGGAAAUGAUGUCUUGAAUGAUAGUAAUGUUGCAAUAUCUAUCUCAGUGAAUUCUCAGUGAAUGAAAUUCAUAUAAAAAGAAGAUUGGAUUAGUGCAUUGAUAUUUAGACAUAUAAUUUUAAACCAUGAUGGUUGGCAUAUUAGAUACAGCUCCGGCACCUAAUCUCUGGAAGUACGGUCUGUAUGCAAAUUGAAGUUCUUAUACAGAUUUUACUGGAGAGCAAAUAAAAUACCCUGCAAUUUAGUACAAUUUUCUUUACACACAAGUAUUCUCAGAACAGAAAAAGAAUUAGUGUAGCUUUUUCAGGUCAGAGUUAAGGUUAGCGCAAAGCAGUUCCGAUUUAUUCUAAAAGGGUCUGAUCAAGCUCCCAUUAAAAUCAAUGGCAUAUUGAUCCUACUGACUUCAGCCAUCCAGGUUCAAAGCCUAAUACAACUGACUGAAGGACUGGUUCUGAGGGUCACUAAGUACCAGUAACUCCUAUUGCACAGCACCUACUGGGAUCAGUCCUUUAGCCUUUACAAGCAUAAAAGAGAUCCUGAUCAAUUUUAAAAAACACAUACAUAAAAAAACAGGCCUGAACUUUACCACUAUGGAACAAACUAAUUAUUUCAACAGUGCAUAAAUAUUUGAAGUAAAAGUUGCUGUGAAUUUUAACAAUACUGUAUGUGCUUCUUUAUUUUCUGAAUAGUGUAUGAAUUCUAUUAUGUAUUUGUAUUAUUUGUUACAAAUUGUGGUGAAAUUGCAAAAUGAUCAUUGACUGUUUUGUCACAUCUGCAAAAACUCAAAUAGUUGUGUUACACACUUUUUUCACAACUUACUGUUUUCUAAGGGGCCUUCAACUAGCUCUGGGUAAUCCUAAUGCAUCAAAGUAAGCUGAAUUGGACCAGUCCAAAUCAUCAGGAUGCCAGAUUCACUUGAUAUGGGAGUGGAUUGUUGGAAACCUACAUAUUUAUUUGGAUGGUUCAAAGACUGAAGCUAUGGAAAGACCCGAUUUUGUCUCCCACCCAGCUUAGUAUUGAUCUCAUUCUGUUACUGCCUGUGGCUCAUAAGGAAGUUAUGAAUAAAAUCCAGAAAUUCAUCAGUGCUGAAGUCGAAAAAUGUGUUGCUGAUUUGUGUAGUCAUUCUAAUGAAUUUGUUAAAAAAACCCCAUCUUUUAUUCUUCGAUAUGUGCCACUGUAAAGAUUCUUUGUGACAGGGAUUUUUUGUCACAUCUCCAAUAAA